Messenger RNA from Linum trigynum, 2557 nucleotides. Lineage: Eukaryota; Viridiplantae; Streptophyta; Magnoliopsida; Malpighiales; Linaceae. The record is from the annotation of a GenBank genome assembly.
AAUAAUGUAAUAUAUUUGUUUUGUCUUGGAAAAUGGAAUAUGAAUGAUAGAGAAAAAGCGUGUGGUGAUGGUUAAUAAAAUAAUAAUAAAUAGUGAUGGGACUCACUAAUUCCAUCUUUUUUUUGACGAAAAGGCAGCUUAUAUUGCAAAUCGACUGUAGCAGUUACAGAGGAAGAAGAAUACAAGAAGGGAUAGAAACCCCAGAACCCAAACACAAAAGGCAUACCCUGCAAAAGAAGAAAAACAUCAACAGAACAAAAGCAGAGCCACGCCUCAAAAGGAGGGGAGCCAAAGCAUCAUCCAAACAAAAGCAUUCAAACUUUCUCUCGUAGCUGUCACAGUCGAAGAAGCAUAAAGCAGAGUCAGCUCGUCCGAUACAAACAAACCCAUGGCAUGAACAAAGCAUUACCGUUAGCCGCCUCCUGGGAGUCAUUCGAAGAAGACUCAUCGCAGUGAAUCGCAAACUGAGAUUACAUGGCGGUGGACAUGGAUGUAGCAGACUGCUCAGAGCUGACAAGAGCCAAGGGACAACCGGACAGCAGGCCAAAACCAAGGAGGAUGGGAAACAGAAGGGAAAAGAGGAGAGCCCGAACAAAAAUAAAAAAAUACCCACAGCAAACAACACCCCAACGAAACCAAAACCAAACCAGCCCACCAUGAAAAAGAAACAAGCAAAAUGAAAAAAAACCCACAAAAAGCCUGACAAAAGAAAAAAAAAAGAAAGGACCAAAGCCCAAACCAACCCACCAACAAAAGAACCAUCAGCCACCAAACCCAACAGAAAGACCAAGCCCACACACACCAAAGGAAACAAGCCCAUUCAAACAACAACCAAAAGAAAACGAGCCCACCACAAACCCUCAAGCCAACAACCCUAAGUCCCAAACAGAAACCAAACCUCCAUUGCACAAUGAGAAGCCGCCGCGGCCGCCGGACGUGACAUCGCCUUCCACAGACGCCAAACUCAUGGUUACGACGAAGGGGACGGCAAUGAAUGUUUUCACCCAAAAAUGAUGAACACACCACACUUGAAGAACAACAACCCGCCAAACAAUGAUGGAGAUUCUCCAAGUUGCAACACCCGGACCCUGAAGAGCAAGCUCAGAUCUGAAGAACACAGAUCGGAACAAGGACAUAACCAUCUCCAAUGAAGAGGUUUGAGGAACGAUUCCACAAAGGGAAUGGAAAACGCCAUGAACAGCUGGAAAGCGCCAAAAAAUGGCCGCAAACGAGGAGGAAAACAAAGCAACGACAAGGAACGGGGACAAGGGCACAAAAAAGAUUCUUGGGCCACCGCCGGUCACCAUGAGGCGCCGACGGCAGCCCCAACAACAGAGUUUAGAGAGAAGGCAGAGAAAAUUUCAAAUUAGAGAGAGAAAGUUUUAAAAAAGUCGUUCUCGGUCCACUAAUUCCAUCUUGGUAAACCCAAUUCUUAUAACUUUUGAUAUGAAUUGUAAUUCCCAUAACUUAGCCCAAAUGAAAUUCAUUUCUCACCCUUCUUAUCCUUCCAAACAUAAAAUAUGGAACUGGAAUUAAAAAUUGAAUUCCAAUUACUGAGUUUUUUUGUCUAUUCAAACAUGAUGUAAAAGUAAAAUUCCUCGCAUAACACAGCCUUAAUAUUAUUUUGCCGCCAUCAAGUUGUACUUCUCCUUUCUGGAACAUUUUCUAUAAAUAUCUUAAUACCCAAGCUGCUUUUCCAUAAACAGACAGUAGUAAUUUAUUUAUUAGAAAAAGAGCCAGAGCCAGAAAAGCAAAAGGGAAAACAUAAUUAAGCAGAAGAAAAAGAAGAAGUAUGGCCGCGAGCUCCGCUAGUUGCUGCCUCAACCGUCUUUCCCCCCCGCCGGCGACCAGUACCCUUCCUUCUUCCUUCCCCGCCAUCCAACUUCCAUGGUUCAACGGCGAAAAGUUGAGGAGCCACUGCGUGGUGGGGAUGGCGUGCAUGGUGAUCGGCCUCGAAACCGCCGGCAGCGAUUGGACCGCCGGCGCCAUGAUGAGUUCGUCGGGUGCAGCCGACGCUGGGGAUCUGCUGGAGAAAGUAACGGCGGGAGGUAACGAGAAAUUAACAAGGGGCCCACGGUGGAGCGACAAGCGGAUGUGUCCUUCGUGGCAACACAACUCGCUGGAGACCAUAGUUCCGGAGAAUCUGCCUCGGCCGUCGGCGAGCAGGAGAUCGGAGUCCGUCGAAUUAACCGGUGGUGGGUCGGCGAGGGAUUCCCCGGCGGCCGGUGAUGGAGGGUUUGUCAAGCGUGAGGGUAGAUUAGGAAGCUGCUUUUCGAUCUGAUCAGAUCAAGUUGUCUUGUGUUCCAAUAAUGUAGGAGCUCAGCUGGGUCACCACCAUGUCAUGUGGAUGUAAAUAAUAGAUAUUUACGCACAAAAUUGUCGAAAUCACAAGUUUAAAUCCAAAUCUUAAUGACUAAAUUCAUGAAUGCAAAACAUCUGUCAGAUUGUUUUAAUAUCAUAUCCAAAGAAAAGAAUCAAUAAUUUGGUUGAUUGAAGAGGUUUUAAUCUGAAUCUCCUAUCAAUUCUAUUGCUAUAAUAAUAAAAUAAUAUUCCGAUU